GUUUGGUCAACUUGGCGUAAUAUAAUUAUUAUUUUAACGCUGAUCCGAAUAAUCGCAAAUGCACAUAAUUUACAAAAUAUUAUAAUGUAUAGUAUAUUGAUUUACAGUGUAGUCUUUUUAUUUUGUUGUCGUUAUUUUUCUAAACACAAAUUCGAUGACUAUUCAAUAUUACAAAACGUUCAUUCUCGUGUUAUGUAUAUUAUAACUGUACCCCGCUCUAUGGCGGGUUUGGCUGGAAGACUAUCAGGUAUGAUGCCGACGCCAAGCGCACGAGGGCGAAAAGGAUGGUGUGGUUGUCUUCAGGACGAUGAGCCGCCAGAGAUCACUUAUUGUGUUGUUGACAACUCGGGCACAUUAACACUGCAGACGAUGACUCCCACAAUACCCAUGCCUGAAAAAUCCGAACUAGAUAGAUUGUUUGCCGAGCUGGUGGAAGAAUUAGAUCUCACUGCUCCAAACAAGACGGCCAUGUUAGAACUCCCCGCUGAAAAAAAAUGGCAAAUUUAUUGUAGUAAAAAAAAAGAUCAAGAAAAUACUACAGAUUUAUCACAAUCGCCAGAAUACUAUAUAGAACGAAUAGGCACGUUAAAUGGAGAAAAAGACGAACAAGAAAAUGUUCGCUUAUUCGAUUCAUUGAAGACUGCCUUAAGAACCCAACCACAUAGUUUUGUAUUACGAUUUGUACAAGCUGAUGGCCUAGUCGCUCUUCUAGAAGUUUUGUCGUCAAUGGAUUAUGAUACACAACAAGGAGCAAUGCACACUUCAAUAAUAGGAUGCAUUAAAGCCCUUAUGAAUAACUCUACUGGGAGAUCUCAUGUUCUAGCACACCCUACUGCUAUAAGCACAAUCGCUCGGAGUUUACUUACGGAAAACCCUCGAACUAAAGUCGCGGUCUUAGAAAUUCUCGGUGCGUCCUGUUUAGUUCCAGGAGGGCAUAAAAAAGUGUUAGAUGCCAUGACCGACUACAGAGAGUUUGCUCACGAACGGGCCAGAUUCCAAAGAAUAAUUAACGAUUUAGAUAGGAACACGGGUAUCUACAGAGAUGACCUGACAGUGAAAACUGCAAUCAUGUCAUUUAUAAAUGCUGUAUUAAGUUAUGGGCCCGGCCAAGAGAGUUUGGAAUUCAGACUACAUUUGCGGUAUGAAUUUCUACAGCUUGGUUUAAAAAACAUUAUUAACAAAUUAAGAGAGCACGAGAAUCAAACCUUGGACCGGCACAUGGAUUUUUUUGACAUGGUCCGAAAUGAAGACGAAAAAGAAUUGGCAAGAAAAUUUGAACAGGAGCAAGUUGAUACCCAAAGUGCAACUUCUAUGUUCGAUUUAAUUCGCAGGAAAUUAAGUCAUUCUCCGGCGUAUCCUCACUUUCUUUCUCUUUUACAACAUUUCUUGUUGUUACCUUUGGAUUAUGGGAGUCUACCUCAACAUUGGCUAUUGUUUGAUCGGAUUGUUCAACAGAUCACACUUCAAACUGAUUCUGGUAUCGAUAAUGACGUGACACCAAUCAGUAUAAAUGUUAAAGAAAUAGUUCAACAACUAGCCAAAGAAGAAGAACUUGUAGCUGCAAGAAAUAAGGCAGAAGAAUUAGAGAAAGAAAACAGUAACAUUGUUGCUUCACUAGCUAAAAAAGAACAAGAACUAGACUUAAGGAAUCAAGAAAAAGAAGACAUGGAAGCCAGUAUUACUAGAGUCAAAGAACGUCUAGAAAAAGAGCUCUCCACUCACUUAGAAACCAAACAAAAAUUAUCUGAACUUGAAGACACCGCAAGUGAACUUCAACAUAGGAUAAUGUACGAACAAGAAGAAAGACGGAAGCUGGAAGCGAUGCUUAACAAUGGGAGCUUACCAGAUGAUGCUAAGGUCAACUUUGGCACUACUGCUGCACCAUCUGCACCUAUUCCACCUCCACCUCCUCCUCAACCAAUAUCCAAAGCUCGUGGUUCAGCUCCACCUCCAGUUCCACCACCUCUUCAAAUUCUCCAACCCAAUCUUCCACCUCCACCAGGUUGUCCUCCACCACUACUCACCAAACAGAGGUCUGUAGAAAUUCCUAAGCCGUCUGCUCCAUUGAAAUCGUUCAAUUGGUCUAAGUUGCCAGAAACUAAAGUAGCUGGAACAGUGUGGGCCGAUAUCGAUGAAGGCAAAAUGUACUCAACUAUUGAUCUCGAAACUGUGGACAAACUGUUUUGCGCCUACCAAAAUCAAAAACCAGUUAACGGCGUAGUUAAUGAAGGAUCGUCAGAAGAUCUCAGACAAGCAGGCAAAAACAAAGCUAAAGUUUUGUCUGUAAUUGACGGCCGCAGAGCUCAAAAUUGUACUAUUUUAUUAUCAAAACUAAAAAUGUCUGACGAGGAAAUAGCUAGAGUCAUACUUGAUAUGGAUACGAAAGAUGUGUUCCCAUUGGAUAUGGUAGAACAACUUUUGAAAUUUACUCCUGGCCCAGACGAAGCAGCGUUAUUGGAAGAACACAGCUAUGAUUUAGAUAGUUUAGCUAGAGCCGAUCGUUUUCUAUAUGAAAUUUCAAAGAUAGCACACUAUGAGCAGCGGCUUCGAAGUUUGGUUUAUAAGAAAAAGUUUGUUGCUUGGACUGGAGAGGUCGAAGGCAGAGCUAAAGUUGUGAUGGAAGCAUCCCGAGAGGUUGCUCGUUCUAGACGUCUCCGAAAACUGUUAGAACUGGUAUUGGCUCUUGGAAAUUAUAUGAAUAAAGGAGCAAGAGGAAAUGCCUGUGGUUUCCGAUUGUCAUCUCUCAAUAGGCUAGCAGACACUAAGUCGAGUUCUGUUAGAGGUACCACUUUGUUGCAUUACAUUGUCGAUAUAGCUGAUAAGAAGUUCAAGGAUAUUUUACAACUGGAAGAAGAUAUCCCUCACGUCAGAGGUGCUUCGAAAGUAAGCUUGGCCGAACUUGAAAAGGACAUGUCACAGCUCAGAAACAAUCUAAAAGAAGUGGAACGUGAAAUCGAAUUCCAGAGAGUUCAACCCGCUGUACCCGGUGACAUGUUCCUACCAGUGAUGAAAGAAUUUUUGACCACGGCUACUUGUAGGUUCUCGGAACUCGAAGAUCUUUUUCAAGAUAUGAAAACUAGAUUCGACAGAGCCGUUAGGUUGUUCGGCGAAGACAAUUCCACCAUUCAACCCGAUGAUUUCUUUGCAGUUUUCGAUUCAUUCUUAACUGCGUUAGCAGAAGCACGUCAGGAUAAUACAAGCAUAAAAAGGCGUCGCGAAGAAGAAGAAAAAAGAAUACGGCAAGAAGUCGAGUUAAAAAAGUUGACGUUAGAUCGUAAAAACUGCAAAGACGGUAACGGUAUUUUACCUAACGGAUCAUCCGGCCGCCGAUCUUCAAACCAAGUGUCUAUAAACGGCACAACCGGUGACAAAGCAGAAUUCGAUGACCUGAUAUCAGCUUUGAGAACAGGAGAUGUGUUCGGUGAGGAUAGCAUGGCAAAGAUUAAGCGAAGCAGAAAAUCCAGACACUCACCGCCAGCUCGAGAACAUAGCAGAGAUAGAGUAUUAAACGUAACACGACAAAAAUAAAAACAAGUAUAAAAUUGUACAAUCAAAUUGAUAUGAAAUUAAACGUUUUUAUUUGCUGUUUA
Messenger RNA from Adelges cooleyi (spruce gall adelgid), 3590 nucleotides. It is a transcript of the gene DAAM, whose product is annotated as disheveled-associated activator of morphogenesis 1. Gene Ontology annotation, molecular function: actin binding; small GTPase binding. Bases 85 to 3528 code for a protein of 1147 amino acids. The transcript is spliced from 15 exons. The record is from RefSeq and is a predicted model, not a curated record. Lineage: Eukaryota; Metazoa; Arthropoda; Insecta; Hemiptera; Adelgidae. Gene Ontology annotation, biological process: positive regulation of actin filament polymerization; actin cytoskeleton organization.